GUUCACGUUCUCUGCGGGAGGCGGCGUGGGGACAUUCCCCGAGAUUUUAAGUUCGGGGGUGGGGGGAAGGCUCAUCGGAACCCAAGUAUUCUGGGCUUGGGGAAGGGAGAGCGGCGGGAGGCCAGGAUAGAAGGAGGAAGUGGAAGAAGGUGUUGGCCAGGCCAUGGGUCUAAAUGAUGCCGGGAAUUUUUAGGCCCAGGGCCACUGUAACCAUGACCUCUUUGCCCACCACCCUCCCGGGACCCGAUGUCCCCAAAGCUUCCUACCAGAACUACCCUCCUGUCCCUCCGCCCGCACACUCCCUUUCCUCGUACCCCCGUGGUCUGCAGCCCUCAUCCCCUGAGCCCCCCGAGGGGCCCUACCCCGGAGCUCCGCAGCCGUACGGCUUCGCGGUAGGUUACCCCUUUGUCAGCCCCACAGCCCCCAGCGGCCCCCACCUGCCUUACCAGCAGCCCGGGACCGCCUCGCUGCAUCUCCGUAGUCCUGCAGUGAAUCUGCAGGCGGUGGCAGACCUGGAGAAGCCACUUGGGUUAUCACAGCCAGAAGGACUCCAGCUGAAUACCAGGACCAAGAAGCUUCGAAAGCCGAGAACCAUCUAUUCCAGCCUCCAGCUUCAACAUCUGAACCAACGUUUCCAGCACACACAGUAUCUGGCCCUUCCGGAGAGGGCUCAGCUAGCUGCCCAGCUAGGCCUAACUCAAACUCAGGUGAAGAUCUGGUUUCAGAACAAACGUUCAAAAUAUAAGAAAAUCAUGAAACAGGGGUCCAACAUUCAAGACGGGGAGCUUCUGGGGACCCUCCCAGCCCUGUCCCCAUCCCUUCCCUCACUAUGGGAUAUGCCCAGGACAUUGCCUACUGGAGGUUAUGUCGGCAACUUUGGGAUCUGGUACCAGCAACAACAUUCCCAAGAUGUUCAGGCAGCACCCCAGAUGAUGUGAGUCUGAUAAGAGUUGGAUACUCCAUGCCUCCCAUAAGGCUCUGGACCCAGCUCACGAGUUCCCUUCCAGGGCCUUGGAGGAAAACAGCUCCAGAUAGGUUUUAGGGGAGGAAUAGUGGCUGGAGGAGAGAGGGAGAUUUGGAAUGAAAAUGGAGACAUUUUAACUCACCCUCACCACACAAAGCCUCCCUUCCCCAAACAGACCUGAAGCUGAACACCAUCCCCUUCCCUCUCCAGUUGGUUGGGUCACCUCCUUCCAAAUGGACAGACAAAUGCCUAGGA
Antechinus flavipes (yellow-footed antechinus) is the source of this 1219-nucleotide messenger RNA. It is a transcript of the gene DLX4, whose product is annotated as distal-less homeobox 4. Gene Ontology annotation, biological process: cell differentiation; embryo development; negative regulation of transcription by RNA polymerase II. The coding region runs from base 174 to 938 and encodes 254 amino acids. The transcript has 3 exons. The record is from RefSeq and is a predicted model, not a curated record. Gene Ontology annotation, molecular function: DNA-binding transcription factor activity, RNA polymerase II-specific; RNA polymerase II cis-regulatory region sequence-specific DNA binding. NCBI's taxonomy places the organism in Eukaryota, Metazoa, Chordata, Mammalia, Dasyuromorphia, Dasyuridae.